CGAGCACGCUGUACGCGCACAUCGAAUGCAAUGUGGUGCGAUGAUGAUAUAAAGCAGUCGUCGGCCUCGAUGGCCACCCCGCUUUCCUCCCGUUGCGGGUUCCCUCUCUUUCCCUCUCCUCCUCUUCUUCUCCUUUGCUUCGCCUCCAAGACAGAUUCGACCGAUAAAUCGUAUAAAAGGAGAAGAAUUGCGGGGUUUGGAUUUGGUUUUUGGUCGUUUUCUUGGAUCUUCAGAAACCAUUUUCUUGCUAGAGUUAUUUCCCUCUUUUGACUAUGACCUGAUGAGUGGAGCAACUGAGGCUAAUAAUGAUGGAUGUGGGUUCUACACUUCUAAGAAUGGCUACUGAGACUGGGGUUUCAGGAUUUGGGAUUUUUGUCUGGCUUAUCACUGCUGGAUCAUUUGCACUUCUAGCUGUUGUUUAUGCAUUCCUGAAGUUUCAGAGGCAGGCAUCGCUGAACUGGGUUAAAGCUGCAGCUAGAGAAAAAAAGAAAGCAUGGGAAAAUCUAAAAUGUCCAACAUCUCCCCAUGUAUGGACAGAAGACAAUUCUCAUAGUGGUCAACCAUCUGCAUGUUGUGUCUGUUUAUAUUCAUUCGUAUCCCCACAAACUUUUGGAGACGAUAGGACAUGUGAUGUUCCCAUCCACCGGUGCUCUGUUUGUGGUGUUGCAGCUCAUUUUCAUUGUUCUGGGUAUGCCACAACUGACUGCAAACAUGUAGCACAAGCUGGUGCAUCUCGCUUGCUGCAUCAUUGGUCAGAGAGAUGGGUGGAUUUGGAUGAGAACUCUGAGCUGUCCUGUUUUUGUUAUUACUGUGAUGAACCCUGUGGUAUACCUUUCCUUGGUGCUUCUCCUGUAUGGCGCUGCUUGUGGUGUCAGUGUCUUAUACAUGUCGAUUGUCAUGCCAAGUUACUAAAAGAGACUGGUAAUGUUUGUGAUCUGGGCCCUCUUAGAAGGCUUAUCCUUUCUCCUCUUUCUGUGAAAGAAAUGGGUGGAAAACAGGGAAAUAGUGGCAUGUUGAAUUCUAUCAAGGAAGAGAUCAUUGCUUCAUCAGUGAAGGGUCGCAUGAGGCGGCGACGGAACCGAAGUAAAUAUGGGAGCAAUCAUUCAGCUUCCUUUGGAGUUUCUAUUAAUAAAUUGCAGAAUGCGGUGGAGGAAAACUUGCUACUUGAACCAAUGCUUAGAAGUCUUGCUGGAUGGAGCAAAUCUAAUGAAAAGAACAACAGUACAUUGGCAAGUUUUAGAAUCACUAGAAAUGGUCACCACCAGAAAAACAAGGAAACUGUUGCUGCUAAUGGAAAAGACUACUAUAAUCUGGUGGAUCUGCCACAAGAUGCUAGGCCACUUCUUGUUUUUAUUAACGGCAAGAGUGGAGCUCAGAAUGGAACUUCUCUGAGGAGGAGAUUGAACAUGUUAUUAAAUCCUGUACAGGUCUUUGAAUUAAGUGCUACACAGGGACCUGAAGUUGGAUUAAAGUUGUUCCGUAAUAUCCAAUACUUUAGGAUUCUUGUCUGUGGUGGAGAUGGUACUGUAGCCUGGGUUCUCGAUGCCAUUGAGAAGGAAAACUUUGAAUCUCCACCUCCUGUUGCAAUACUUCCCCUUGGCACAGGGAAUGACUUGUCCCGAGUUUUACAAUGGGGAGGAGGCUUUUCUUCAGUUGAAGGACAAGGUGGUUUGAGAGCUCUUCUUCAACAUAUUGACCAUGCAGCAGUUACGAUGCUAGAUCGUUGGAGUGUCACAAUUAAUGAACACAAUUCGGAGCAAAGUGAAAAUGCAAAGCAAACAAAGUUUAUGACAAACUAUUUAGGCAUUGGGUGUGAUGCAAAGGUAGCAUAUGACUUUCACAUGACUCGGGAAGAAAGACCCGACAAGUUCUAUAGCCAGUUUGUGAACAAAUUGCGAUAUGCCAAAGAAGGCGCCAAAGACAUCAUGGACAGAGCUUGUGCUGAUUUACCAUGGCAAGUUAAGCUUGAAGUCGAUGGUCACGAGGUUGAAAUCCCAGAGGAUGCGGAAGGUGUGCUUGUGUUAAAUAUCAGUAGCUACAUGGGAGGAGUGGACCUUUGGCAAAAUGACUACGAGCAUGAUGAUGAUUUUGACAUGCAAUCAAUGCAUGAUAAGACACUUGAAGUUGUAUGCAUAUCCGGGACUUGGCACCUUGGGAAACUUCAGGUCGGACUUUCGCAGGCCCAAAGGUUGGCCCAAGGAAAAGUAAUAAGGUUACACGUCCACAGUCCAUUUCCUGUUCAGAUCGAUGGAGAACCAUGGAUCCAGCAACCUGGUUGCCUUGAAAUAACGCAUCAUGGCCAGGUGUUCAUGUUGAGGAGGGCGUCUGAGGAGCCUACCGGGCAUGCUGCAGCUAUAAUGACAGAAGUGCUUGUAAAUGCUGAAUGCAGCGGCCUUAUCAACAGUGCCCAGAAGAGAUUGCUUCUCCAACAAAUGGCACUUCGGCUAUCCUCCUGACCCACCAUAAAUCGACUCUCUCAUAUCAGCUUGUUGUUAAUGAUAUAGGAGAUCGAGAAAACGUUUUAUCUUUCUGACAUAUGAAGAUACUUCUGCUUGAAGGAUGUGCACUUUGAGAAGGUUUUGCACUUACCGUGUGAAAAUUUCCUUCUACAACCCUUUCUUACACUUGUCGGCCACAUAGUUCAGAGAAAAAAAAAACCUACGAAGAGAAUGAUGUAAAUUCAUUUCAUUUCAGAGUUUGUAGAGUUUUACUUGAUGGGAGUGACGAAGUUGAAAGAUGCCAAAUUUUGUAAUCAGAGAGACAUCAUAUGAGUUGGAUAUAUAGAAAGAAAAAAAGAAGUGCAUAUUUUUUUUACG
Musa acuminata subsp. malaccensis (wild Malaysian banana) is the source of this 2816-nucleotide messenger RNA. Its product is annotated as diacylglycerol kinase 2. The record is from RefSeq and is a predicted model, not a curated record. Lineage: Eukaryota; Viridiplantae; Streptophyta; Magnoliopsida; Zingiberales; Musaceae. Gene Ontology annotation, molecular function: ATP-dependent diacylglycerol kinase activity.